Messenger RNA from Homo sapiens (human), 4141 nucleotides. RefSeq names its product tRNA splicing endonuclease subunit 2 (gene TSEN2). The transcript has 10 exons. The record is from RefSeq and is a predicted model, not a curated record. Gene Ontology annotation, cellular component: nucleus; tRNA-intron endonuclease complex; nucleolus. Gene Ontology annotation, molecular function: tRNA-intron lyase activity; nucleic acid binding. Gene Ontology annotation, biological process: tRNA splicing, via endonucleolytic cleavage and ligation. Bases 2080 to 3204 code for a protein of 374 amino acids. NCBI's taxonomy places the organism in Eukaryota, Metazoa, Chordata, Mammalia, Primates, Hominidae.
GUAUCAUUCAGUUCUUUUGACAAAUUAAUCAUUUUCCUUUGUUUUUGAUCUUAUAUCUCAGGCUAUAUAGUAAAAUUCUAGAGAAGUAACAUGUACACUGGCAGUUUUACUGCCAAAGUUAGCUAGAAUAAUUCUAAUCAAAGCAAAAGGGUUAUGAUUGGGUGACAGUGUGUUUAAUUUCUAGAAUUAUCAAGUGUUAAUUGGGCUUUUCUGUUGUUAAGUGUUUGCUUAGCAGAGUACUAUGCCUAUGGCAGGUACUGGUAGUUAAGUACCUGCUCACCUGUGGCACUAUGCAAAAUUUUUAAAAUUUUGUUUCCAGAAUUAGAAUUUGUAAUAGCCAUGACAUGUAUGUGUGUGGUUCUCCCUUGCUGAUUCUCUUUAAUUUAUAAAUGUUUUAGAAUAUUUAUCUAAGGAAUUCUCAUGGUAAUUACUUAAGAACCAAUACCAGCAUGUUAAAACAUAAUUAGAAAGGAUCUUUUAAAGGUUUUAUUGUAAGAAAAUAUACAGAUUAAAACUGCACUGAGAUAACAUGUCAACAAUCAGGCAGAAAUCCAAAAGUCUGACAAUAUACUGCAUUGGUGAGGACUUCAGAAACAGACCUUCUCUUGCAUUGCUGGUGGGGUGCUUGUGGUACCACCCUCAUGGAGGUGAAUUUGGCAAUGUCUAGCAAAAUUACCUAUGCAUUUACUUUGUUUUCUUUUCCCCCAUUCCUCUCUUUCCUCAGUCCCUGGUAACCUUUAUAUGUUUUCUGUCUAUGAAUUUACCUAUUAUAGAUAUUUCAUAUAUAAAUAACAAUCAUACAAUAUUUGCCCUUUUGUGUCUGUUGCUUUCACUUAGCAUAUUUUCGAGGUUUGUCCCUGCCAUAGUGUCUAUCAGAACUUCAUUCCGUUUUAUAGUGGAAUAAUAUUCCAUUGUUUGGACAUAGUGCCUUUAGCUCAUCUGCUGAUGGACACUUAGAUUGUUUCUGUAUUUUGGCUUUUCUGAAUAAUACUGUUGUGAAUAUUUGCAUACACGUAUCUGAGUCUAUUUUUAGUUGUUUUGGAUAUAUACCCAGGAGUAGAAUUAAUGGGUCAUAUGAUAAUUGUCUGUUUAACAUUUUAAGAACUAGCUAAACUAUUUUCCACAUUGACCGCAUCAUUGUACAUUCCCACCAGCAAUGCACCAAAGGUUCCAAUUUCUCUACAUCCUUGCCAACACUUGUUUAAAAAAAUAAUAGUCGGCCAGGCGCGGUAGCUCACGCCUGUAAUCCCAGCACUUUGGGAGGCCGAGGCGGGCAGAUCAUGAGGUCAGGAGUUCGAGACUAGCCUGACCAAGAUGGUGAAACCCCAUCUCUACUAAAAAUACAAAAAUUAGCCGGGCAUGGUGCUGUGCACCUGUAAUCCCAGCUACUCAGGAGGCUGAGGCAGGAGAAUCACUUGAACCCGAGAGGCAGAGGUUGCAGUGAGCCGAGAUUGCACCACUGCACUCCAGCCUGGGCGACAGAGCAAGACUCCGUUUCUAAAUAAAUAAAUAAAUAACAGAGCAAGACUCCAUUUCUAAAUAAAUAAAUAAAAUAAAAUAGUCAUCCUAAUGAGUAUUAAAUGGUAAAAGUUUUUCAUUUUAAUGAAGUCCAAUUUAUCUAUUUUUUCUACUAUUGCCUGUGCUUUUGGUAUCUAUUUAAGAAACCGUUGCCAAGUCCAAAUCAUGCAGAUUUCCCUGGUGUUUUCUUUUAAGAGGUUUAUAGUUUGAACUCUUAAGUUUAGGUCUUUGGUCCAUUUUGUGUUAAUUUUCGUAUACUGUGUAAAGUAAGGGUCCAGCUUCAUUGUUUUGCCUGUGGAUAUCCAGUUGUCCCAGUAUAUGCGUUUACUUUUGAUCCAGCAAUCUCACUUCUAGGAAUUUAUCUUAACAAUACGCUGACAAAAAUAUGAAAAGAAAUAGCACAGGGCUAUUCAUGCAACACUGUAAUAUCCAAAGACUGGGAACAACUUACAUGUUCAUCAGGAGAGGACCUGUGGAAUAAUCCAUAUUUAUAUAAUUAAUCCAUAUAAUGAAGGACCGUGGAGCUGAGACAGGAAUGGGAGAUCGCUAGGAUAUGCUGAUAUGAAGACAAACAUGCCUAUCAUCACAUCAAAGAGGUAUCAGCAUAGUGUUGAGUGGGCAGCAGAGCUGAUGCGUAGACAGGGGCAGGAUGAGAGUACAGUGCGCAGAAUCCUCAAGGAUUACACGAAACCGCUUGAGCAUCCUCCUGUGAAAAGGAAUGAAGAGGCUCAAGUGCAUGACAAGCUUAACUCUGGAAUGGUUUCCAACAUGGAAGGCACAGCAGGGGGAGAGAGACCUUCUGUGGUAAACGGGGACUCUGGAAAGUCAGGUGGUGUGGGUGAUCCCCGUGAGCCAUUAGGCUGCCUGCAGGAGGGCUCUGGCUGCCACCCAACAACAGAGAGCUUUGAGAAAAGCGUGCGAGAGGAUGCCUCACCUCUGCCCCAUGUCUGUUGCUGCAAACAAGAUGCUCUCAUCCUCCAGCGUGGCCUUCAUCAUGAAGACGGCAGCCAGCACAUCGGCCUCCUGCAUCCUGGGGACAGAGGGCCUGACCAUGAGUACGUGCUGGUCGAGGAAGCGGAGUGUGCCAUGAGCGAGAGGGAGGCUGCCCCAAAUGAGGAAUUGGUGCAAAGAAACAGGUUAAUAUGCAGAAGAAAUCCAUAUAGGAUCUUUGAGUAUUUGCAACUCAGCCUAGAAGAGGCCUUUUUCUUGGUCUAUGCUCUGGGAUGUUUAAGUAUUUACUAUGAGAAGGAGCCUUUAACGAUAGUGAAGCUCUGGAAAGCUUUCACUGUAGUUCAGCCCACGUUCAGAACCACCUACAUGGCCUACCAUUACUUUCGAAGCAAGGGCUGGGUGCCCAAAGUGGGACUCAAGUACGGGACAGAUUUACUGCUAUAUCGGAAAGGCCCUCCAUUUUACCAUGCAAGUUAUUCUGUCAUUAUCGAGCUAGUUGAUGACCAUUUUGAAGGCUCUCUCCGCAGGCCUCUCAGUUGGAAGUCCCUGGCUGCCUUGAGCAGAGUUUCCGUUAAUGUCUCUAAGGAACUUAUGCUGUGCUAUUUGAUUAAACCCUCUACUAUGACUGACAAGGAAAUGGAGUCACCAGAAUGUAUGAAAAGGAUUAAAGUUCAGGAGGUGAUUCUGAGUCGAUGGGUUUCUUCACGAGAGAGGAGUGACCAAGACGAUCUUUAACAAUUCAACCUCAAAUUUCUAAUUUCACCAACAACUAUUUAUUGAGGGCUAGGUAAAAAGUUCUUUUUGUUGUAAUCGUCCAUUAAUUCAUAAGUUUUAAAGGGCAUGGUGCUCCCAGCACCAGAAAACUAUCAGUGUUUUUAAAGAUAAAUUACACAAGGGAGGAGAAAGAUCCCUGUGCUAGGACUGCAGAUUCUAUACUUGCGUUGGCCUCUAACUCUCCAAUCCAGAGCCUCCUGCCUCUGGCGUCAGUCUUUUCCCUCAUCCACUCACUGGGGAGAUUGGACUAGAGGAGUCCUGAGAGGACACUUCCAACAAGAGACAUUUAUUCUCUGAUUUUACCUGAAAAUGGUAGUAGUUUACAUUUAUACAGUACAGUUUAUGAAGCACUUUCAUACGCAGGCAUCUCUUGUUACCUACAUCUAAGCUGUUCCCGAAAGAGUGUUACAGAACACAACAGUAUUGUACAAUAUUCGAUAAGCAUAUCUUCACUGCACUUGUUAUAAAAAUGAGUGGUGAAAUAAUGUUUGGAGACAUAAUGAAAGCGAUUAACAUUUGGCAAAAUAUAAUAAAGCCUUUUUGUAAUUGGUGAGAAAGUCAUGAAGACUUAAGUUGCCUCAGGGCAUCUGGUGGCAAGAGGAGGGAGAUGGGUGGCUGGGCAUGGUGGCCCAUACCUAUAAUCCCAGCACUUGGGAGGCCUUGGGAGGCCAAGGCGCAUGGAUCGCUUGAGCCCAGGAGUUGGAGACCAGCUUGGGCAACAUGGUGAAACCUCCUCUCUACUAACAAAAAUUAUCCAAGCAUUGUAGCACAUGCCUGUAAUUCCAGCUGCUCAGGAGACUAAGGUAGGAGGAUCGCUUGAGCCCAGGAGGAAGAGGUUGCAGUGAGCGGAGAUUGUGCCACUGCAAUCCAGCCUGAGCAAUAGAGCAAGGUCCUGUCU